GAGGACACUGCAUCGCGUCCUCAUCCUCAGUGGUCGGAUUGUGGUCUGACAGUGAGGGUGUAGAGAACAUUACUCAGGCGCUUUACAGAUUGUAUCGCUUUCUGCCUUCAGAGGAGCUUACUGAAGGGCAGUCAUGCGCCUGUUAGGGUCCACUGUCCUUUUCUCUGUCCUGCUGCAGGCUAUGUCUGUUCCGACAGAGGACUGGCAGAGGGCCACGUCUAUUUAUGACUUCUCAGCAACAGAUAUUGAUGGGAAUCUGGUUUCCCUAGAAAAAUACAGGGGGGAUGUUGUCAUCAUCACCAACUUUGCCUCUAAAUGAGGUAAAACCCCAGUAAACUACUCUCAGUUUGCGGAAAUGCACGUCCAGUACGCUGAGAGAGGUUUACGCAUCCUCGCCUUCCCUUCCAACCAGUUUGGAAACCAGGAGCCUGGAAAUGAAACUCAGAUUAAGCAGUUUGCCAGUUCCUACAACGCUCAGUUUGACAUGUUCAGCAAGAUCGAUGUGAACGGGGACACUGCUCAUCCUCUGUGGAAGUGGCUGAAAAGUCAGCCCAAUGGGAAAGGGUUCCUGGGAAACAGUAUCAAGUGGAAUUUCACCAAGUUCUUGAUCAACAGAGAGGGUCAGGUGAUGAAGAGAUAUGGACCCCUCAAUGAUCCAAGUGUGGUGGAGAAGGAUCUUCCUCAAUACUUGUAAAUGGAUGAUUGAUGCCUCACUUACUGAAACUAUAAGCUCCUUUCUCUGGCUCUCUCUGGCACCAGUGGAUAAAGUUUGGGUUUCCCCCCAGACCAGUGACGGCCUGUUCAUAAACCCGCAUGGCGGACAGAGCAGACCUGAUGAAAAUGGCGUGCAAACCUGCUUGGAAGAAAACCAGACUUGCUUUCAUUUGGUUCUAGAGAGAGAAGGGGGAAGGACCCUCUGUUAACAGCUUCAUGUGUGGCAUUGUCUUCAUAAUAAAUUGCACAAAAUGUUGCCCUAAUGA
Molecule: messenger RNA, 980 nt
Organism: Trematomus bernacchii (emerald rockcod)
Lineage: Eukaryota; Metazoa; Chordata; Actinopteri; Perciformes; Nototheniidae
Gene: gpx4a
Product: glutathione peroxidase 4a
Exons: 7
Biological process (GO): response to oxidative stress
Molecular function (GO): glutathione peroxidase activity
Source: RefSeq, a predicted model, not a curated record